Messenger RNA from Chiloscyllium plagiosum (whitespotted bambooshark), 7640 nucleotides. Lineage: Eukaryota; Metazoa; Chordata; Chondrichthyes; Orectolobiformes; Hemiscylliidae. The record is from RefSeq and is a predicted model, not a curated record.
GGAUGCCGACAGCUGCUGAUAGACUUUGGCAAACAGGGCGCACGGGAAUUAUUCCCUCAAUUCCCCCAAUACAAGAGCUGUCGCUACUGUAAAGUAAAUAUUUACAGAGUUAGUCAGAGCAGCUGAAUAAUUUGACUAGACAUUGGAACCCCGUGAUUGACAGUGAUUUAAGGUUUGCAUAACACAAUGCCCACACAGAUUCAGUACUUUAAUUCCUCAGCAGCGAUGACUGGUGUACUACAGCCACAGAUCUCUGAGUGUUCAGUCAGGACUUUUAGGCCAAUAGACCCAUACCCCAUCAACACAGUACCGCGCAUUCGCCCAGCCACUGGAUUUCAGUACAGGGACAUUUUUCCUCCCAGAGGUAAACCUGUAUGGAAUGAUCCCAGAAAAAAGAAUGAACAGUGGACUAGCAGUCUAAGGAAAUACAAAGUCGUUCUAAAUCACAGAACCAUUGAGUCUGUGGUUAGCAGGAAAGCCCCAUUUGCUGCACGGACAAUGGACACUGGCUACAGGCAUAAGGAUAACCGGAUCGUCAGUUUUCCUCAGUAUAAUACUCUCAAUGACCCACAUCUCUUUGACUACUAUGCCAAGAAGUUUGAACUCCAACUGCAGCCACACUGUCCUUCUAAUUCAAGGAAAUCAGCUCCAACACUGAAAAAACUCAGCAGAUCUGGAAGUAUCUCAGAUGGCGACAUAUUGUACAAAGUGACAGUGAAGACAGGACAGAAGAAAGAUGCAGGCACUGGUGCAAAGGUUUUCCUUCAAAUGAAAGGAUCAAAAGGAAAAAUGAACAAGAAACAUCUGUGCAAGACGAAUGUAUCAACUAAAUCUCAGAAGCCUGUAGCCUUUCAAUUCAGAAUGGGAUCAUCUCACACGUUUAAUGUCUAUGGACCAGAAAUUGGGGAACUCCAAAGCAUCACUUUAGAGCAUGAUGGUCUGGAAAAACGGCAGGCAUGGUACGUGGAAGAGGUUUCCAUCAUCAAUACUGCUCGGAACAAGAUUUGGACCAUUCCCUGCAAGAGUUGGCUAUCCCUAUUUCAUACCGAUUGCCAGCUGAGCCGCACAUUCUCUCCAGUCACUGGGAGACGUAAUGAAUACACCGUUUAUGAAGUUGUAACUGUAACGGGUGACGUCCGAGGAGCCGGAACCGAUGCCAAUAUCUUUGUCACUCUCUUCGGCGAGUAUGGGAUAACGCCAAAGGUGCACCUGACCAGCAAAAGUAGAACUGCCUUUGAGAAAAACAAAACCGAUGUUUUCCGGAUCAAGACCAACAAUGUGGGGCCAAUAAAGAAAAUAAGGAUCGAACACGACAACACAGGAAUGAGUGCCAGUUGGUUCUUGGAUCGGGUUGUGAUCACCGAUAUGAACCGUCCCCACCUCCGUUUUUAUUUCCCUUGUAACCAAUGGCUUAGUAAAGAGGAAGGAGAUGGACUCUACGUGCGGGACCUACUAGGAAGUUUGAACCCAAUGGAUGUACCCAAAUUAAACAAGUACAUCGUGAGUGUGUUUACAGGUGAUGUCAAAGGCAGUGGCACUGAUGCUGAUGUCUUCAUCAAUAUUUUUGGUGAACAUGGAGACACAGGGGAAAGACGACUGGACAAUGACAAAGACAAUUUUGAAAGAGGAAGUGAAGACAAGUUCACAAUUGAAUCACCCAAUCUGGGACGCCUGAAAAAAAUUACGAUUGGUCAUAAUAGCAAAGGAUCCUCAGCUGGCUGGUUCCUGGACAAGGUGAUUAUAGAUGACAUUGGAAAUAAAACUGUUGUCGAAUUCCCAGUGAAUCGUUGGUUUGCACUGGAUGAAGAUGAUGGUAAAAUUCAACGGGACAUUCUGGUUGGGGGAAGUCAGACCACAGGGAUUAUUUACAAUGUUUCUGUAGUAACCGGUGAUAUCAGAGGAGCUGGGACUAACUCAAAAGUGCAUAUCAUUCUCCAUGGAUCCAAGGGUCUUAAAAACAGUGGAAAGAUUUUCCUGGAAGGUGGCCAGUUUGAACGUGGAAUAACAGACAUUUUUAACGUGGAGUUGGCUGCCCUGCUCAGCCCACUCAGCAGGGUUACCAUCGGCCAUGAUAACUGUGGUGUCAGUUCAGGAUGGUUCUGUGAGAAGGUUAUAGUUUACUGUGCAUUCACUGGCAUUGAACAGACAUUUCCCUGCAGAAAAUGGCUGGAUGAAGAUGAAGGAGAUGGGCUGAUUGAACGUGAACUCUAUGAAAUGGUUUCACUGCGACAGAAGAGACAGAAAAAAAAUCCAUGGUCAUUGUGGAUCUGGACAAGCGAUAUUAAGAAUGCAGGAACAGAUGCGAAUGUUUUCCUCCAGCUGUAUGGUAACAAAGGGAAAUCAGAUGCGAUGUGCCUGGACAACAAUUCAGACAAUUUUGAAACUGGACAAACAGAUAAGUUUAUGAUUGAACUCCCAGACCUGGGAACCAUUUACAAGCUGAGAAUCUGGCACGAGAAACGACAUCCUUUUGCUGGUUGGCAUCUGAACAAAGUGACUUUAAUGAAAUCACUGACAAAGGAGAAAUAUAACUUCAAAUGUGGCCGAUGGUUGGAUAUCAAUGAGGAUGACAAUGAGAUUAUACGGGAGUUGCCUGCUGAGGGGGACUGUGUUGAUGAAGUCCAACCUUUGGUGAAGUACCGGGUUAUUAUCUACACUGGCAAAGUGGGUGGCAGUGGCACAGAUGCCAAUGUCUUCAUUUGCCUGAUCGGCCUGCAGGGAGACACAGGCGAGCGGGUGCUUUAUGACAGCAAGAAUAACGUCAACAAAUUUGAGAAGGGCAACGCGGAUGAGUUUAUUAUUGAGGCAGUAAGUCUGAAGAAAGUGAUGAGGGUGAGAAUAGGACAUGAUGGGAGAGGUGGAAGUUGUGGCUGGUACCUUGACAAGGUUGUCAUCAAAGUGGAAGGAGCUCCAGAGGCGCAGGCUGUGGAAUUCCCGUGUUACAGGUGGCUGGAUAAAGGUGAGGAUGAUGGCCAAAUUGUUCGAGAGCUGGUUCCCCUCGGAGAUGCUCAGAUGCUUAAAAAUAUCCGUUACCAUGUUACAGUGAAGACAGGCAAUGUGUCUGGAGCUAGCAGUGAUUCAAAAGUUUUCAUCAAACUGUAUGGAGAGAAGGGAGAUACCAGCAAGCAUUCCCUAGCCAUCUCCGACAAUGACCUGGGAAAUUACUUUGAACAAGGCCGUGUGGAUGUUUUCAUUAUUGACACAAUGGACAUUGGAAAACUAAACCGUUUAUUGAUUGGACAUGACAACGUGGGACUGCAAGCUGGUUGGUUCCUGGAUAGUGUCCAAGUUAAAGUUCCUGUACAUGGGAGAGAGUACAUGUUCCCUGCUCAUCGAUGGCUGUGCAAGGACGAGGCAGAUGGCAAGACCGAGAUUGAAAUAUAUCCCAGUGAGAUCAGAGAUAUUGAAAAGUUGAUCAAUUACGAAGUAGCAGUACGCACAGGAGACGUCACUGGAGCUGGCACUGAUGCCAAAGUCUUCAUCCAGAUAUAUGGAGAGGUUGGAAAGACAGAAGUAGUCCGCCUUCGAAGUCGGUCAGACAAUUUUGUGCGAGGAGCGACAGAGAUGUUUAAGGUUGAGGCCCGGAAUGUUGGCAGGUUGAUCAAGCUCCGAAUUGGUCAUGAUGGAAGUGGCUUAGCUCCAGGCUGGUUCCUGGAGUCAGUCACAAUCAAUCGACUAAACUUCAGGGUCGUGGAGGAUGACAAGAAGAAGAAGAAAAAGAAGAAGAAGGUUGAGAAGGAUGCUGAUGGCCUGCAAGAAGAGGUGGUGGAGACCUACACCUUCAACUGUCAGCGCUGGCUUGCCAGAGAUGAGGGAGACAGAGAGCUCGUGGUGGAGCUCUUGCCAGAGGAAUACGAUGACCUGGAAGAAAACUCAUACACAGUUCACGUAAUUACUGGAAAUGUCAUGGGUGCAGGAACAGAUGCCAAUGUCUUCAUUAACAUCUAUGGUGAGACAACAGACACUGGAGAACGUAGCCUGAAGAUGUCAAACCACCUCAACAAGUUUGAAAGAGGACAGGAAGAUAUAUUUUUGAUCAAAGCCAUUGACCUAGGUGUAUUAAGGAAACUACGCAUUCGACAUGAUAAUACGGGAGGAAAUGCUGCCUGGUUUCUGGACAGGGUGGAAAUUGUUGAUGAGAAGGACGACACUACGUAUUUCUUCCCUUGUGAACGAUGGUUAGCUGUUGAUGAAGAUGAUGGCCAGAUAGCAAGAGAACUCGUUCCUGUAGAUGAGGCAUUCCUGAACAAAGGUUCAGACAGAGCCAAACAAUCUCAGGCAACACUAGGCCUCGAACAGAAAGCUCAAUCCACCACCUACACCGUGAGGGUAAAAACUGGAGAGAAGAAGAAUGCAGGGACAGAUGCCAAUGUGUUCAUCACCCUGUUUGGUGAGAAGGAUGACACAGGAAUUGUAAACCUCAAAGCAUCGAAAACUUACAAAAAUAAGUUUGAGAAAGGAAAUAUCGAUGAAUUCACUAUCGAGGCUGUGGACAUUGGAGCACUGAAAAAAAUCCGUAUUGGACACGAUAAUCGCGGAGGCUGUGCUGGUUGGUUUUUGGAUUGGGUAGAAAUUGAUGCCCCAUCACUUGGACAAAUACUGCGCUUCCCAUGUGGACGUUGGUUGGAUAAAUCUGAAGAUGAUGGAUACAUAGUACGAGACCUCUUCCCUGCAGAUCUACAGACUAAAGACUAUGUUCCAUUUGUUCCAUAUGAGAUCACUGUUUACACCUCUGACAUUUAUGGAGCUGGUACUGAUGCUGAUGUCUUCAUCGUCCUUUAUGGAAGAGAUGGUGCUUGUACCCAUCAGAAGUCUUUAUGUCUUAACAAGCGGGAGCGAAAGAUGUACUUUGAAAGAGGCGCUGUAAAUAAGUUUGUUGUAGAGUUGGAGUAUGUUGGUGAAUGCAUCGAGAAGAUUCGAAUUGGACACGAUGGUCGAGGUAUCAAGUCUGGAUGGCACUUGGACCGUGUGGAAAUCCGUCGACUCCUGCAGAAGGGGAAGGGCUCGGAGACUAUUACUUUUCCCUGUGAGCGCUGGCUGGCAAAGUCCGAAGAUGAUGGAGAAAUCAUCCGAGAGCUGGUGCCUUUGGAGAUCGUUCAGACAAAGCUGCUGAAAGAUGGGACACUGAAGCACAGUGAGUCUACCGUGGAGGAUGCCCUGGAAACUCACACAUACAAGAUUAAUGUGUACACGGGUGAUGUCUACAGAGCAGGAACAGAUGCAAACGUUUUCCUCACAAUCUACGGAGAUCUGGGAGAUACUGGAGAAAGGAAGCUGAGCAAAUCGGAGACACACACCAAUAAGUUUGAACGAAACCAGGUUGAUACAUUCACAAUGGAAGCUGUUGAUCUCGGACAAGUUUUCAAGAUCAAGAUCCGUCAUGAUAACACUAUGGCAAGUCCCGACUGGUAUUUGGAGAAAGUGGAGGUGGUUGACGUGGAUUUGGAGGAGAAUUACUUAUUUGUAUGUGAACGCUGGCUUUCAAAGACAAAGGAGGACAAGAAAAUUGAAAGAACACUGUUUGUGAAGGGUUAUGAAGGAGAUCGAUCAAGUAUUUACAGUUCUGCUAAAAGCUUACAUGGCUCCUCAUUGAGUGUCCGAAACAUCAACAAUAGUGCCCUCACCAAGAAGGGUAAACGGAAAAGUAUUAUUGAAGACACAAUUGAGGAAGGACCUAACAUUCCUUAUCACAUAACAAUUACCACAGGCCAGGAAAGAGACGCUGGCACCAAUAGCCGUGUAUAUAUCAUUAUCAUGGGGCCGAUGAGGAUUCAGACUUCACGAAUGUGGCUGGACCUUCCUGAAGGGAAGAAUGCAUUUUUGCCAGGAUCCAUGGAAAAGUUCCAGGUGAUGGGGUUGGAUGUUGGUGAGAUUAAGAAAAUUGAGUUGGGUCACGAUGGUGCCACCCCAGAGAGUUGCUGGCUAGUGGAGGAGUUGGAAAUCUCAGUGCCGACUAAAGGCAUCAUGUAUGUCUUUCGUUGCAAAUGCUGGCUUGCCAAAGACAGGGGUGAUGGACUGACAGCACGGGUAUUCAACAUUCUUGAUGCAGAAGCUGUCCAGAUUGGACAAAAGAUCUCUUAUGAAAUAACUGUGAUUACUGGUGAUGUCCAAAAUGGUGGUACAGAUGCCAACAUUUACAUGUCUGUCUUUGGAGCCAAUGGGAGCACAGAGGAGAUGCUACUUCAUAAAAAUGGAGACAGAUUUGAAAGAGGCCAACAGGACACCUUCUCCAUAGUGAUUGCAGAUAUUGCUCCUCUCCGGAAAAUAAGGAUUCGCACUGACAGUAAAGGAUAUCGUCCCGACUGGUUCCUGGAUAAGAUUAUCAUGCUGAACCAGGCCACCCAGGAAGUGACCACAUUUACCUACAAUGACUGGCUGUCCAAAACACGGGGCACCAAGAGGUCAACUAGCUGUGAGCUGGCGGCAGUGAUUGACGAUGAAGUGAUGAUGGAGAAAACCACGUACAUCAUUACUGUAAAAACCAGUGACAUUUCAGGGGCGGGAACUGAUGCCAACGUAUUCCUUAUCAUCUUCGGAGAGCACGGUGACACUGGCACCCUGGCACUGAAGCAGUCUAAUAAUUCCAACAAGUUUGAGCGGAAAUCCACAGAUAUUUUUAAGUUUCCAGAUAUGUUAAGCCUGGGAGACCUGUCUAAGGUUCGAAUUUGGCAUGACAACAAGGGACCAGGAGCUGGCUGGCACUUAGAGUAUGUGGAAGUAAAGGAUGAAGCCAUGGAGGAAACGUUCCGAUUCCCCUGUGACCGCUGGCUUGCCAAGAGUGAGGAUGAUGGGCAGAUCAUCCGUGAACUCCCUUGCGCCAAUAAUGACAUUUUGGAUCUUUCGGACCGCACACGCUAUGAAAUCCUCACUGUGACGGGUGAGGGAGAUGAUGCUGAGACUAAGGAAAAUGUCUGGGUUAUGUUUGAAGGGAAAAAAGGAAAAUCCAAAGAAUUCACACUGGAAAACUCCUCCAAGAAAAGAAAAUUUCUGAGAGGUGCAAAGGACAAAUUUGAAUUUUCUUCAAAGAACGUUGGUGAUAUAGCAACAAUCUGUGUGGGUCACUGUCCACGAGAUGGAAGGAAAUUUUCAUCAAAGAAUGCUGCAGAAUGGCAUGUUAAGGAGAUUAUUAUUACAGAAAAGGAGCUUGGUAACAAAUAUGUGUUCCAAUGUAAUGCAAGAAUAAAGCUGAGCCAUAAAAGAGAUGAAUUCAAGGCCUUUGAGUGUACAAAAACCAUGGAGAGCUUUGCCAGUAAAGUCCGCAGUUUAGUGCCUGUCAAGUAUGAGAUUAUUGUCAUCACUGGAGAUGUAAAAGGUGCUGGAACUGAUGCCAAUGUAUCCAUCACUAUUUACGGAACUAAUGGAGACUCGGGCAGUCACAGGCUGAAGCACAAAUUCCGGAAUCUGUUUGAGCGGGGCAACACAGACCGGUUCAUUCUUGAAAUGUUGGAUCUGGGAGAGUUGCACAAGGUGAAAAUUGAGCAUGACAACAGCAAUGCAAAUGCAGGCUGGAUGCUAGAACGUGUUGAGAUCACCAACACCGCCACAGGAGUGACUACCAUCUUCCCAUGUGGCAAAUGGCUGGACAGGAAAAAGGGAGAUGGGCAAAUAUUUAGAGAACUAUUCCCAAAAUAUUAACUCGU